Messenger RNA from Physeter macrocephalus (sperm whale), 2278 nucleotides. It is a transcript of the gene CSTPP1, whose product is annotated as centriolar satellite-associated tubulin polyglutamylase complex regulator 1. Lineage: Eukaryota; Metazoa; Chordata; Mammalia; Artiodactyla; Physeteridae. The coding region runs from base 7 to 711 and encodes 234 amino acids. The record is from RefSeq and is a predicted model, not a curated record. The transcript has 6 exons.
CUGACCAUGAGGGAAUAUCACUGCUUGCUGCAAUUACUGUGCCCAGAUUUCCCGCUGGAGCUCACUCAGAAAGCAGCCAGGAUUGUGCUCAUGGACGACGCCAUGGACUGCUUGAUGUCUUUUUCAGAUUUCCUCUUUGCCUUCCAGAUCCAGUUUUACUACUCAGAAUUCCUGGAGAGCGUGGCUGCCAUCUAUCAGGACCUGCUGUCAGGCAAGAACCCCAAUACGGUGAUUGUGCCGACGUCGUCCAGUGGGCAGCACCGCCAGCGGCCUACCUUGGGCGAGGCCAGCAUGCUGGAGGGCGUGGAGGCGUCACUGUUCUACCAGUGCCUGGAGAACUUGUGUGACCGGCACAAGUACAGCUGCCCACCCCCAGCACUCGUCAAAGAGGUCCUAAGCAACGUGCAGAGACUGACCUUCUAUGGAUUCCUCGUGGCCCUCUCAAAGCAUCAUGGGAUCAACCAAGCCCUAGGAGCUUUGCCUGACAAAGGGGACCUGAUGCACGACCCAGCUCUGGAUGAGGAACUAGAACGGCUGCUGGCGCAGAUCCCAGGCCUGGUCAACUCGGUCACUGCCGGUCCAGAGGCCAGCUGCCUGCCUGCCCGGACCCCUCCCCGGGUUGGCUCCCCCUGGAGACCCCUGCAUCACGCCCGCAAAGUGGAUGCAGAGAGCGACGGCUCCACCGAAGAAACAGAUGAGUCCGAGACUUGAGGAGUCUGAAGGGUCCUGUCUACAACGCCCAGUACCCAGCUCCCCGCCCCCCCACGCCCCCCCUCCCCACGUCCCUCCAGCCCUUGGGACUCCAGGCCACCUCCUCUCCCACCCCCGUGCCAUGCUGCCCUCUGCUGGUGAAAAGGCUAAAUAACUGCCCCAGCCCAGAGACCCGCCAGAGGGGUUCUAAUGAUCAGCCAAGCUAAGCAGUGACCCUAGCAAGUUAACAGCCUAUUCUCCUGGCUCUGUCAGUCUUUCAUCAGGCCCCCAAGCUGACAGCAGAUUGAGCUGAGGCCACCAGAAAGGUGACUUGGCUUUAGCCUUUUGCUGACGGUCCCCAUCUCCUCACAGCAACUCCAGGAAGUGGGGGAGACCGUGCAUAACCAUGCAGGACCUUGCAUGGUAAAGGGUGACACCCAGUGAUGCAAGUAUUAGGAUAUAGCCAUGGUGGCCUUCUGCUAGAGGAAUAGCCACUAGCCCUAAGAUGGAGAAGAAGGGUGGGUGAAAAGACAAAUUUCACUUUCAAACACUGCUUCGUCUCCUGUGUGUCUAAUAGUUAAAUAUGUGAAAUGAAUAAAGUCCCUUGUGUCUGGUAAGUGGUGAGUCUAAAGCCACUAGACUGAGGAGGUGAAGGGAAGGGGCACGUUAGUUUUUGGUGCCAAGUUCCAGCUUUUUUCUGGCAGGACUGGAAAGUGGGGGCCAGAGGACCACUCAAGCCUGGAGAACUGCCUCAGAUAAUGGCAAAGAGGGGCUUACCUCCUGCACAUGACCUCAGCCUCUCAUGGGAAAGGUGCCUCACAGCUGGAAUGGACCUUCAGAGAACAAGCUCAGAUGGUUCAAGGCCAGGUUCCCGUAACUUUAGAGACUCUGGCCACGAAGGGUUAGCAUCGCAGAGCCUCUCAACCAGAGUUUCAUUAAGCAUUUUCUAAGUACCUGCUCGGGGUUAGGCCAGUGGGGAUGCAGCUGUCAACAAGACAGGCCGAGGAGUACCAGCUUCCAGCCAAGGCCGGAAGGUAAGGCCGACGGUCUUCAACUGCCCUGAACUGGGCAGGGGUCCUUGAACUGGGUAGUUAACACCCACCUAGGGACCCAAACAGAGCAGGCCGCUUCCUCUGAAGCCACUGGGCACACACAUUUUCCUGAGCUCCUCCCUGCCCAGACCAGCACCCCUGGAUAGUUACAGGGACUGGCUCCCAAAGCCCUGCAGCACUGGGCCAGGACUGUAAGUUCCAAGCCAUGUGGUGAGGACUCAGGACCAGUCAUCUCCAGCCUCCAGCUGAUUGAUUGAGAACAGUUCAAAAAUCCAUCAGUCACCUGGGGAGCUUGCUUACAACGCAAAUGACCAAGCUCCAGCUUGGGGUGGGGCACAGAAAUCUCCAUUAUGAACACUCCGGAUGAUUCCAAAGCUCCAAGAUCCACACUUUGGAAAUCACUGGCUUAGAGCCCCACGGCUCCCUCCACCCAUCCUUUCAAGUCACCCACAUCUCCCAGACAGUGGUUUACAGCUGUACCCCGAAGACCCCUAAGGUGGCACAGAGAUGUUCCACGAGCCCCUAUAGGCAGGGGU